UUUUUCAGAUCAUUACGGUAUCUUCACACAGCAGCCAUUUUUGUUUGGCCGUUUGAAGCUUCUUUUUCAACACACAGGUGUCUAACAGCUUUAUUUCAACUCUGAGUAGCUAGCUAGGAGAUGGAGACCACACAGGACCCUGCAGCGCGUGUUUGGUUGCCUCCAGACCCAAAGACCCAGCCCAGAAUCACGGAUUUCUUCCAUAGUAGCCCAGAGAAGGGGGGCACCUCAGAGCAGCUGCAAGAUGGGCUGCAAGAUGAAGCUGGAACAACUACAAGCUCUGCGGAUAAAACACAGCCAAACGCAACAAAUCCUUCACCCAAAAAGAGCGUCAAAGAACCGAAAAAGACAAAUACUUCAACACCUAAAAAAAGAGGUCGAGCAAAAAAGGCUACGAAUAUGGGGGAUGGCGAAAUCCCAAUAGUGGAACAGGUUCCAGUUGGAGACAUAUUUUUGGGUGAGGAGAUGAUAGUCCAGACAUCGCUCAACCCAGUAGAAAAGCCGUUUGUGGAAACUCCACCUAGCAAGAAACGUAGACGGUCAUUCACUGUACAACAAAAACGAGAGGUGAUCGAAUAUGCAAAAAAACACAGUCUCUACAAAGCAUCAAUCGAAUACAAACUUAGCUGUGGUACGAUUGGUCCAUGGAUGAAGAAAGAUUUCUCUGAAAUGGAAAGCAUGAGUUUGCGAGCACAUGGAUCGGGGAGAAAGCUUUCGUACCCUCAACGAUUUGAGCCUACAAUAACCCAGUGGAUUCUCGAGCAAAGAGAUAUUCGACCUAGCAUCACCACUCAAGAAAUAAUCGAUUACGCUUGUUCUCUCAUCAAAGCAGAGUGUCCUAAUUUCAGAGGCACCCGAGGCUGGUUUCAAAAAUUCCUAGUUCGAAACAACAUCUUGAAUCCAGACAGUGAGCCACUUUCAAAGACACUUCCUCCUCCUUUAGAGGAAAAAAUCACCAACUUUCUCGAGACUCUCAAGAAAACACGAGCUGAAUACGAUUAUCCAUCGGAGCUCAUAGCGAACAUGGAUGAAGUGAUUGUCAAUAUUGACAUGGCUAGCAACAGAAAGACUGAUAGAAGCAAGACAAUGGUGUUCCCCACGUACACAGUUGGGGGAGAGACACAAAGCUACACACUCGGAGCUGAGAAACAGCACAUCACAGUGGUCCUGACUGCCUUAGCCAACGGGACACUCCUCCCACCAAUGAUCAUCUUCAAGGGUGUCAAAACUCCCAAACACAUUAGUAUGCCGAGUGAUUGGCUUGUGUGUGUCCAGGACAGUGGGUACCUUGACUCUAGUCUAAUGGACCUUUGGACCAGGGAGAUUUGGCUAAAGCACACCCAGUCUCAAAAAGCUCUCCUAGUGAUGGAUUGCUGCCACCCACAUGUGACAGAGGACUACACGACUACUCUAUCUCAAAACAACACCACCGUGCACCAAGUCCCAGCCGGUUGUUCGACUAAGCUACAGCCUGUGUCUGUUACACUUGCCACUCCCUUUAAAGACCUAUGCAAAACCUUGUGUGCAAUCUACUAUCAAGCAAAGCUAAGCUCUCUACAAAACCCAGGUGACAGGCUAAGAUCUGCUUCUAAAGAGGAUAUCUGCCCUUGGCUAGUUUCUGCCUAUACACAUGUGACUAAGAUGCAAUCAGAAGUUGCCAUGUCUUUCCUAACUACUGGCCUAACUCUAGCUAUUGAUGGCUCGGAAAAUGGCUUGUAUCGAAUUGACAACAAGGUAGAGGCUAAACCUAUUCAAGACCAACCUAUUGAAGAGAAAGUCGAGCAAGAAGAUGUUCAAGAAGAUGUUCAAGAAGAAGCUGUAGUGACCGAGAUAGUGACCGACCUAGCACAAGCACAAGGAGAUCCAGUAGUGGCUCUUACAGAGCUCGAUAAUUCCCUAAGUUCACUCAAGACUCUCUAUAGCUACAUGCUACAAAUGCAAAACAAGGCUCUCUCUGAAAGUGACAUGCAGAUACUAGAAGAACAGCUACAAACACAAUAACCUGUUGUGUACAUACAUGUUCAGACACAUGACCCUACGUAUAAUUAUGUAUUAUAAUUAUAAUUAUAGCUUCAUAAUAAUUAUUAUUAUAACCCUAACAUUCAGUUUUUUUCAUGCCAUACUUUGAGGUGCAUUUUCGUGAGGUGCAA
Halichondria panicea is the source of this 2150-nucleotide messenger RNA. RefSeq lists its product as uncharacterized. The transcript has 3 exons. Gene Ontology annotation, cellular component: nucleus. Lineage: Eukaryota; Metazoa; Porifera; Demospongiae; Suberitida; Halichondriidae. Gene Ontology annotation, molecular function: sequence-specific DNA binding. Bases 121 to 2001 code for a protein of 626 amino acids. The record is from RefSeq and is a predicted model, not a curated record.